AUGUACUUCACUACCACCACCCUGCUGGCGCUGGCCAGCACCGUGUCGGCGCACAGCAUGAUGUUCUCGGCCUGGGUCAACGGCGUCGACCAAGGCGAUGGCCGCAGCGUCUACAUCCGCUCGCCCGACUCCAACUCGCCCGUGAAGGACCUCGCCAGCCCGGACAUUGUCUGCAACGUCAACGGCGGCAAGGCUGUCCCGUCCUUCGUUAAGGCGGCCGCCGGCGACAAGCUGACGUUUGAGUGGUACCACAACUCCCGCGGCGACGACAUCAUUGACCUCUCGCACAAGGGCCCCAUCAUCACCUACAUUGCGCCGUACACCGAGGGCAACGGCGCCCAGCCGAUCUGGAGCAAGAUUGCCGAGGACGGAUUCGCCAACGGCAAGUGGGCGGUCGAGACGCUGGUGGCCAACAAGGGCAAGUACGACUUCACCCUGCCGUCCGCCCUCGCGCCGGGCAAGUACCUCGUCCGCCAGGAGAUCAUCGCGCUCCACGAGUCCGACACGGCCUUCAACGCCAACCCGGCGCGCGGCGCCCAGUUCUACCCGUCGUGUGUGCAGGUCGAGGUGACCAGCGGCGGCUCGGCCGUGCCGGACGAGAACUUCGACUUCGGCACCGGCUACACCUACUCCGACAAAGGCAUCGUCUUCAACCUGUACGGCUCCUUCAGCAGCUACCCCAUCCCCGGUCCGGCCAUCUGGAACGCCGCUUCGUCUGGCGGUUCUGCCCCUGCCCCGACUCCCACCUCCGCCCCGGCCGCCACCUCUGCUCCGGCUGCCACUACGGCCCCCACCACGCUGGUCACCUCGGCCUCUGCUAAGCCCGUGCCCACCCGCUGCGCCGGGCGCAACAAGAAGAGGAACAUGCGCAAGAACAAGGCCGUUCUCAACAGCGCUGUUGGUGUUUAAAUAAAUGAAAUCAAAGGUCGUGGGAGGGCCGCAAGUGUGGAGCGGACUGCUAUCUAUCGUUGGUGCCCUGCUGCAAGAAAAGAAGGGCGCAAACAUUUUUCACAAAUCUGGCACUGCGUGCCCCUGGCAGGCCUUCUUCUGCCGUUUAUUUUCUUGUACAUAGAGUAAUUUCUUGCACAUAAUCCUAUCAUGUGGAUCAACCUUCUCGUCAUC
Molecule: messenger RNA, 1122 nt
Organism: Chaetomium strumarium
Lineage: Eukaryota; Fungi; Ascomycota; Sordariomycetes; Sordariales; Chaetomiaceae
Product: glycosyl hydrolase family 61-domain-containing protein
Exons: 2
Coding region: 1-909 (302 amino acids)
Source: RefSeq, a predicted model, not a curated record